ACUGCAUAGUUGUUAAGUGAUGUUUUCCAAAGAACUUAAUGCUCUAUUUUUAAUUAAAUCUGGGGGCAGGUCCUUGGGUUGUUAAGAAUAGUAGGGUCUAGAGUUAGGGCAGGUCUUAACAUAGGCUAUAUUAGGGAGAAUAGGGAAGAACCGCAGGUCCUCCUCCCUCGAAUAAGAAGGCUCCUCCAAGGCUCCAAACCCUAAGCCCUCUUCUCUUCUGCCCUCGCAAGCUGCCUCGGAGCAAUGGAUGCAUCUCCUGCGGUCGCCGGAUUCCCGGCGAAGCCAAACUUCAAGCCACUCUCAGCUUCUGAAAUCUCCGACGGCCAAGUGCAGUUCCGGAAAGUGCCGGUGCCGGCGCACCGGUACACGCCGCUCAAGAAAGCAUGGCUGGACAUCUACACCCCAAUCUACGAGGAGAUGAAAAUCGACAUCCGAAUGAACCUCAAGGGUCGCCGGGUCGAGCUGAAGACCCGACCCGACACACCUGACAUCAGCAACAUCCAAAAGUGCGCCGAUUUCGUCCACGCCUUCACGCUCGGCUUCGACGUCUGCGACGCCGUCGCCCUCCUCCGCCUGGACGAGCUCUAUGUCGAUUCCUUUGAGAUCAAGGACGUGAAGACCCUCCGUGGGGAGCAUUUGUCCCGGGCCAUUGGGAGGUUGUCCGGCAAGGGAGGGAAAACAAAGUUUGCAAUUGAGAACUCGACAAAGACUCGCAUCGUGAUUGCGGAUUCCCGGAUACACAUUUUGGGCUCGUUUGCGAACAUUAAGGUUGCAAGAAAUGCACUCUGUAGUCUGAUCAUGGGGUCUCCUGCAGGGAAGGUGUAUUCCAAGCUUAGAGCUGUCACCUCAAGAAUGGCCGAGAGGUUUUGAUCAUAUCUUGAAGAGGGGAGUUUUUAAUGUUAUUUUUACUUACUAUAUCUUGAAUUGUAGCUUAAAUUUUGAAUCAAGUCCAUUUCAGUCUGAUUUGUUCUGUUCUGUUAUAUAUAGAGGGAUCACCUUUGUCUAGACAAUUGAUAUUUCAAUCUCUGAAUUGGACUUCAAAUCUUUAAUGCCAUGUGAUUUUCUAGUUUCUUGUCUAGACUCGGCUGUUAGCAUAUUGUGUCUUACUCAAAGUGUUCUUCUCAGUUUCCAUAGACCAUAGCAGAGAAAGAUGUUCCUGCCACAAUAAUAGGUAAUGUGAUGU
Molecule: messenger RNA, 1183 nt
Organism: Cuscuta campestris
Lineage: Eukaryota; Viridiplantae; Streptophyta; Magnoliopsida; Solanales; Convolvulaceae
Source: the annotation of a GenBank genome assembly